AUGAGUAUAUUGAAAGGUCGUAGUGCUAUAUUUGAUCUCUUCACUGAGUAUGAAGAUGAAUCAUCUCAAUCUGAGAUGGAAUCAAAUUUGGAAUUUAGUGGUUCUUGUAAUGACAAAACAAUGGCCUCCAAAGAUGAUGAAUUCAGUGGAUUUGAUGCUUGUGUAAAACUUCCUACUUUAGCAAGAAUGGCUCGAGACAUAUUAGCAGCUCCUUCUGAGGCAGCAUUUAGUGUUAGAGGAAGAGUGAUCGAUGAAUCUCGUGCUUCUAUGCUUCCAGAAACUGUAAAGGCUUUGAAAUGCCAAGGAUCUAUUUCACACUAUACGGGUAAGGAGGUUUUCUGGAGCUCUUGGAAUAACAGGGGAAGUGGAGAAGAUAUUCCGUGGCUGGUCAUUGGGGAUCUUAAUGAAAUAUUGGGCCCUUUUGAGAGGGAGGGUGGUGCCUUAUGGAAUCCUAACCGCAGGCACUACCUGCGUUCUUUCAUGAACAUAAACUCCCUCCUUGACAUUGGUUAUAAGGGCCAACGUUUCACAUGGGCUCGAAAACAGGGAGACACUAUUGUAUUACAGGAAAGACUUGAUCGCUGUCUAGUAGAUAAGAAUUGGUUAUUGGGCUGGCCUGAGACAAACCUCACCCAUCUUACGAGAAUUGGAUUGGACCACAGUCCCAUCCUUUUUAAUACUAAUCCUAUUUUGCAGAGACCCAAGGCUGGUUUCAAAUUUGAAGCCUCUUGGGUGGAUGAGGUUGAGACGGCACCUAUUAUUGAGCAAUGUUGGUUGUCAAAUCUUUUUUGUCCAAAUGUCACUACCUGGACAACAAAUCUUACUAGGUGCAAAAAUGGUCUGCGAAGCUGGAGUAAAAAUAAGUUCCCUCAGAGCAAUAAGGUGGAAAUAAAAAAGUGUAUCGAGGAAUUGGAGGAACUACAACAACACAACCCAUUUGAUAGUAGUGAACAGCAACAAAAUCUAUCAAAAAAAUUGGGGUCCCUCUGGCUUAGGGAGGAAAAAUAUUGGCAUCAGCGAUCUAGAGUAAAGUGGCUGACUUCCGACGACUCUAACUCCAGAUUUUUCCACCUAUCCACUCUCCAUAGGAGGCAAAGAAAUAGAAUACUGAAGAUACAGAAUGAUGAUGAUGUCUGGGUGAUUGGGGAGAAUCUUAUCAGAAUGGAAUUCGAGGCACAAUUCAGGAAAGUCUUUACUAGUUCAGGAAAUCGGGAAUGGGGGAACACUCUCUCUGGUGUCACUCCGUUGGUUAAUCCCGAGAUGAAUAGGGAUCUCUCUGCCCCUUUUUCGCUUGAAGAUGUGAAAGAAGCAGCUCAGCAAUUAGGUGCCUUAAAGGCCCCGGGGCCAGAUGGUUUCGCCGGCCUCUUUUACCACAAGUACUGGAGGAUUGUAAAGGAUGUGAUAUGGGAAACUUCUAAGGAUUUCAGCAAUGGUUGUGCUCGUUUACAUGAACUCAACCGGACCCAUAUUGUGCUGAUCCCCAAGAAUGCCUUUGUACCUGAGAGACAUAUACAAGAUAAUAUUUUCCUGGCGCACGAGUCCUACCACUAUCUCAAGUUGAAAAGGGAAGGUGAUAACAACGAAUUGGGGCUGAAAUUGGACAUGAAUAAAGCUUACGAUAUGGUGGAAUGGGAUUUCCUACAAGCUGCUCUCUUAAGAUUUGGUUUCAAGAGAAGUUGGGUGAAACUCAUUAUGGCCUGUGUCACAACUGCUACACUAUUGAACUGUUGGCAACUCAAAAAGAUCUUCCACGAGUACUGCAAUGCCUCGGGUCAACUGAUGAACAAGGCAAAGUCUAGCAUCUACUUCACCCCUAACACUUCCCCUCAAAUGGCUUCACUGAUGUGCGAACUACUUGGUUUUGUUGAAGUAGACAACCCGGAAACUUACCUGGGAUUACCUACAAUUUGGGGGAAAUCUAAAAAGGAAGCACAGGUCUAUAUCAAGGAACGUGUUGACAAGAAGCUAGAGGGUUGGAAACAGCGUUCUCUGUCCCUGGCGGGUAGAGAAGUCCUUAUAAAGUCAGUGGCAAUGGCUAUUCCCACUUAUCCCAUGGUACUCAAGGCCAGGUAUUUUCCUGAUUGUAGUUUCUUUGAAGCCUUUAAGGGUUAUAGGGCAUCAUGGGGCUGGUCGAGUCUCCUGGAGGCUAGAGAUAAAAUUUUCGAUGGUUUUCACUGGCAAGUCAUCAAUGGCUACUCCAUUAACAUUUGGAGCGACAAGUGGAUCCCUCCCCCGAACACCGGUAUGGUACAAACGACUGGCUUACCUUUGGGCAAUGCACCUAUGAAAGUGAAUUCGCUGAUUGAUUGGGAGAAUCGCACUUGGCAACUUGAUCGUAUUCUCCACCUCAUUCAACUAAGUGAGGUGAGUAGGAUUACUUCUAUACCUAUUGGGGACGGGGUUGGCAGUGAUAGAUUGAUUUGGCCUAUGUACAAAACUGGCCAUUAUUCUGUUGGGUCAGGGUACCACUGGCUUCAUCAAAAAUCAUCUACCCAUUAUGUUCCUAUUGAUAAGAGAGUUUGGCGUGCUGUAUGGAAGAUUGAUACUCUACCAAAGAUUGAUACUUUUUCUCUGUAUGGGCUCUUCUCAAUGAAGCCCUUCCUACAAUGUACAAUUUGCACAUAA
This is a messenger RNA of Rosa rugosa (rugosa rose), 2625 nucleotides long. RefSeq lists its product as uncharacterized. The record is from RefSeq and is a predicted model, not a curated record. The transcript has 6 exons. NCBI's taxonomy places the organism in Eukaryota, Viridiplantae, Streptophyta, Magnoliopsida, Rosales, Rosaceae. Gene Ontology annotation, molecular function: protein dimerization activity. The coding region runs from base 1 to 2625 and encodes 874 amino acids.